Exophiala viscosa is the source of this 2367-nucleotide messenger RNA. RefSeq names its product autophagy-like protein 4. The transcript has a single exon. Gene Ontology annotation, molecular function: protein-phosphatidylethanolamide deconjugating activity. The record is from RefSeq and is a predicted model, not a curated record. NCBI's taxonomy places the organism in Eukaryota, Fungi, Ascomycota, Eurotiomycetes, Chaetothyriales, Herpotrichiellaceae. The coding region runs from base 477 to 1955 and encodes 492 amino acids.
UCCCGCACCAGUCAUUUCGCCGCAUCUGGCAGCCUCGAACGCAUCAUUGGCAACACCCCCCUGCAAGGCUGACCACCGGACCUGAUGCCUGCGACUGCGGCAAACAUAGCACUCAACCUCCAUCUUUAUUCCAGACGAUAUUGAUCAACAGCACACCGACGGCAUACGUUGUAUAGGGUUACCAGCGAAUCGCGGCAACACACCGUCCUUCCCGACCGAUCCUCCAUCUUGCCCCCCCCUCGCACUUCAACGCCCUGGAAGCCAUCCGUGCUCUGUAUACAACUCGUCACAAUCCACAAUCUCAAGACCUCCGCCAUUCUUAUCGCAUCCGACAAGACUGGCCAAGUAAAGAGGAUAAGCAGAACACCCAUCGUGUAGACGAGUCCGACAGCCGAAAUCCAUACCGGCCUCUCACAGCCCUUGGGUUGCUGAAUGCCCUCUCCUCCAGCAUUCAAACCCUCCCUAUCCAGGGCGUCAUGAAUGGGGUUGACUACAAGCGCUUCGUGCGCUAUUUCUACGACCCUCCCCCGAAAUAUGAUGACAUGUCUGGGACGUCAAUAUGGCUCCUGGGGAAAGAAUAUAAGCCUACACCGCCUAAGCCGGUAACUACAACAGACCAUGACGAUGUGGUUGAAGUUGAAUCGUCCACAGACUCCCACGAUCCAUCGGACACAACUGCAUCUACUACAGCAGACACUCAAUCCCAACCACCUCAAAACACCGGCAGUUUCGAUGAUGCUCAGCAUGUUACAGGAGAUAACUUGCCUUCGUUGUCGAAUGACCCGUCCGAUGGGGGCUGGCCACACCCAUUCUUAGACGACUUCGAGUCGCGGAUAUGGAUGACUUACCGCUCCAACUUCACUCCAAUAGCACGUUCACAAGAUCCCUCUUCGAGUGUCGGCCUGUCAUUCUCUGUCCGGCUUCGUAAUCUGACCGAGCGAGAAGGCUUCAGCAGUGAUACUGGCUGGGGUUGUAUGAUCAGAUCUGGACAAUCUCUUCUUGCGAACGCCCUGGUCAUGCUCCAGCUAGGGCGCGAUUGGAGGCGGCCUCAUCACAUCACCACAGACACUCUUUCUGAAACCACCAAAAGCGAGGCUUCAAUUCUCUCCCUGUUCUCCGACUCGCCUGACGCACCCUUCUCCAUCCACCGAUUUGUCCAACAUGGUGCAUCCGCCUGUGGAAAACAUCCAGGCCAAUGGUUUGGUCCUUCAGCGACCGCAUCAUGCAUCAAGGAGCUCUCCGCAGAAUGUGCUGCCGCAGGACUUCGUGUCUACGUUACGCCCUCCGCAUCGGAAGUCUACGAAGAUCGGUUUCGGUCGAUCGCUGCAACGAACCCUACGGAUCCUACACUCAAACCAACGCUGAUACUGCUGGGAAUCAGACUGGGCCUUGACAGGAUUACGCCAGUCUAUCAUGAAGCCUUAAAGAGCGCACUCACGUACCCGCAAUCAAUUGGAAUAGCAGGUGGCCGGCCCUCUUCUUCGCACUACUUCGUUGGCUGUCAAGGCGACCAGUUCUUCUACCUCGACCCACACGAGACGCGACCUGCUCUACCCCAUCACGAUAAUGCUUCGGAUUACACGGAGGAGGAGAUCACUACUUGCCAUACGCGCCGUCUGAGGGGUUUGCGCAUCAGCGAGAUGGACCCAAGCAUGCUCAUCGGAUUUUUGAUCAAGGACGAGGCAGAUUGGAAGGACUGGAAGCGCAGACUUAAGGAGGUUAAGGGCAAGGCAAUCGUCAGUGUCUUUGACAAGGAACCGCCCAUUCCUGGAGAGACGAAGGAACGCAAGGAGGCUGUCGACGAAGUUGAGACAUUUGACGAUGAGGAUGAAGACAAUGAUGCUGUUACAGUCACAGGCACGGAAGAGCAGGCCGAAAACAAGGGCACGAGUCAAGGUGAAGAUGAACCGGUGCGGGUGGAACAUAACAAGGAUGUCCCGUUGGAGGUGGCUUGAGAUUAUAAUGAUUUCUUAUGAUGAAUGGCGGUAUGGCGGUAUGGCGGUAUGGCGUUUUGGGUGGAUUGCAUCGGGGUUUGAUACCGCUGCUCUUAUACCAUGAUAACAUGAAACAUCCGUACUGGUUCGCAGUGUCCACUCGUAUCAGAUCACAAACCAAGCCAGAUUCAAGUCAUAAUCCAGACUAUCCGUAGCUGCUGCACGCCCUGAUGCUGUUGUCAAAACGUACCGGCUCUAGCAUACACUGAUACCGUUGUCGUGGUUGCCUGUGCUUGCUGUCCCAGCCACGCCCAUGACAGUCUCAUCGCGUGUUUACAGUACAUGCCUUGUCUAGCGCGUCCGUGGGUCAGAGCGCGUACCAAACAUUGCUGAACUCACCUUCGAAUUCCAAUACGGAAGACACUCUAGGAUG